AUCACGCACCGUUUCCAAACAAUGCUGGAGGAAAAGCCACGUUGACGGUCCAGAUUGAAGUGAGCUCCAGAAGAACACUGCAACAAGGUUCGAGUCCCCACGCUCCGGCUCCAUCGCACCUCGCCUCAGAGUCCCGCUCGCAGCAGACAUGUCCUCCCCGCCGAAGGACAAGGACAAGGUGGAGACCAAGGGAGGACACCCUCCCGCAGUGAAGGCAGGAGGGAUGAGGAUAGUGCAGAAGCACCAGCCAACUGCCAUCCCAGAACCACCGCCCAAAGUAGAAGAAGAAGAUGACGACGAUGAGGAGUACGUCAGCACCAGUCCACCAAAGGUUCCUGUUAUCGUGUCUGGAGUGGUUACAAAGGGUGACAAGGACUUCACCCCAGUUGCUGCCCAGGUGGCCCACCAGAAGCCCCAGCCUGGUGUCCCCAAGCUGCCCACUAUCCAGCAAUGUAACCAGCACAUCCACCAGCCCCGCAAGUGAGCCAGGCACCAGGCUACAAUGGCUCCGCUAACUCCACCAGCCGGCCUUCCCCAAGGGAACACAAAGGACGAAGAGGUUUCCCCACUUGGCACAGAUCUCCCCCUAAAUAAUUGAAGAAUAAUGUUUUGCGAGCCUUUUGUCAGCAACAGGCGCCUGAUGCUUAUAUAGCCAUUUUAGAAGUCCCACUCUUUACACCCUUGCUGCAGUGGUGCAACUAAGUUCUGCAAUUCUGGAUCCACUCCUUAAGAGAGGUUGUUAUAACAGUUGUACAGUCUUAAUAUGGUAUAAAUGGGCCAUGGGUCUUCUAAAAUGGCUAUUUUACUUGUAUUCAAUUGCUGAGAAAUUGGUCUUAUAUCUGAGUCUCUGGGGGCAACUCUCACUCCACCGAUGUGCUGACAAAUACCACGUCACCCCAACCAGCCAAUUACAACAAAUCUGUCAAUCAGGCCAACUAACCAACCAAUCACCUCUCACAGCUCAGGCUCCAGCCUUCUACCUACGAGCUUCACAGACCAAAAGAACCAAUCGUCGUAUCCAAGAAUUGGAGAGAGGUCUUACACGAUCGCCACAAACCAAAACCAUAGAGAGCAUCUAUCUAAAUUGCAAGAAUCAGUUCGAUGCGGGUGUAUCACUGAGACCGUUGCCAAAGUGCAUGUGCACAGCCUGGACCAGAGGAAGUAGAAGUAGAGCGUUGUAUGAGAGCACUAACCCGUCAUUAGCCCAAAUGCUGAGGUUACCAGCGACUGACAAGCAUUCCUUAUGAUACCUUCCCCCAUAUUCCCAACAGAAAUAUCCAUCAAAAUAUAGAUGUGACUCAUCAGUAAUCAGAGUUUAGAAAUAUAUCCACACUAGAGAAGCACCUGAUUUAAUAAAUGUCCAGUAAGAAUAAAAGAGACGACCCAUUUUUCUGUAAUGAUGGCCGUCAUUACCCAAGUAGUUACCUGAUGCAUGUCCUUAAUGUUGUGACUCAAUAUGGCUACUUACAAUUAUAGCAGAAGUAAACAAUGCUACUCCCCUCUUGCUACAUGUUCUUACCUUUAGCACAGGAGAGCCUCUCUCUCCUCUGAUCCGCUCUCCUAGCAAUGUCAAAUAAUAUUAAUGCAAACCUGCUUUGUCGCCAAAAAUGUCCACGCUGUGCAGCGUACGCAAACACGCACCUUCCCUUUUCCUUAAGCACCCAUCCCCUUACACUCAAGUGUCAUUUGUUGCAACAACAAAAAAUGUUCAGGUUUCCAAGAAGGAAAGAAAGAAAAGAAAUUUACCUUACCAAGAAUGAAUGAUUUCGUAUGUUAAUUUAAUUCAGUUUAAAAGAGUUUUAUUUUUGUUUUGUUUUCUGUUCUUUUUUUUAAUUAUGAGUAAAUUGUUCAAAUUGUAUAAAUCUUUAGUCGACGAGUGGACUUGGGUAGUAGGUGUGGUUGUCAUAGUAAAUAAAGAUAUUGACUAUCUUGAAA
Molecule: messenger RNA, 1935 nt
Organism: Limanda limanda (common dab)
Lineage: Eukaryota; Metazoa; Chordata; Actinopteri; Pleuronectiformes; Pleuronectidae
Gene: dap
Product: death-associated protein
Exons: 4
Coding region: 149-484 (111 amino acids)
Biological process (GO): cellular response to amino acid starvation; apoptotic signaling pathway; negative regulation of autophagy
Molecular function (GO): death domain binding
Source: RefSeq, a predicted model, not a curated record